Micropterus salmoides (largemouth bass) is the source of this 978-nucleotide messenger RNA. RefSeq names its product glycine receptor subunit beta-like. Gene Ontology annotation, molecular function: transmembrane signaling receptor activity; extracellularly glycine-gated chloride channel activity; neurotransmitter receptor activity. Gene Ontology annotation, biological process: chloride transmembrane transport; chemical synaptic transmission; signal transduction. The transcript has 6 exons. The record is from RefSeq and is a predicted model, not a curated record. Gene Ontology annotation, cellular component: synapse; neuron projection; postsynaptic membrane. NCBI's taxonomy places the organism in Eukaryota, Metazoa, Chordata, Actinopteri, Centrarchiformes, Centrarchidae. Bases 193 to 978 code for a protein of 261 amino acids.
GGCACUGCAAGUACAGAGAACACAACCAAGUACAGAAAUGCUGCAAGAAGCACAGGCGACAAUGGCAACUGUGGGACACUGAAAAGUGAUCAACAUGCCCGGACACUGCAUGGGACACAGUUGUCCAACCAAAUAAACCUCAGAUUUUAGCUCUUUUUCCAACACCACUGACCAACUAGCCAACUUAACUUCAUGAGUCACAAAGCAGCAUUUAACUCUGUUUUAGGAACCAUGGCUGCUGGAUUGAGGCGGGUGAUCUUGUUCCUGUUGCUGCUGUGCUGUUGGCAGCUGACCACGGCCAAAGAAUCCACAAAGAAGGGAAAGAAAGGCAAACAAGUCGUCUGUCCAUCCCAGUUGUCCCCAGAAGAUAUGGCACAGGUUCCGGCAAACUCCACCUCCAACAUCUUGAACCGUCUUAUGGUCAGUUAUGACCCAAGAAUAAGGCCUAACUUUCAAGGUAUCCCAGUUGAAUCCAGGGUGAACAUCUUCAUUAACAGCUUUGGGUCCAUCCAGGAGACCACUAUGGACUACAGAGUGAAUAUAUUUCUCCGUCAGAGAUGGAAUGAUCCUCGCCUACGACUUCCUACUGACUUUAAGAGUGAGGCACUAACUGUUGACCCCAACAUGUUCCAGUGUUUGUGGAAACCAGACCUUUUCUUUGCCAAUGAGAAAAAUGCAAACUUCCAUGAUGUCACACAGGACAACAUUCUGCUAUUCAUCUUCAGGAAUGGAGAUGUCUUGAUCAGUAUGAGGCUGUCGGUGACGCUGUCUUGUCCCUUGGAUCUUACGCUCUUCCCAAUGGACACACAGUUGUGUAAAAUGCAGUUGGAGAGCUUUGGCUAUACUACCAGCGAUCUUGUGUUCAUGUGGCAGUCUGACCCAGUUCAGAUGGAAGAGAUUGCUCUCCCUCAGUUCGACAUCAAACAAGAGGACAUAAAAUAUGGAAACUGCACAAAGUACUACCAAGGAACAGGUUAG